GCAAACACAGCUCCUUCCCGUCUGCCCCGUACCGUGAGCGGCAAGCGCUGGCGCUCAGUCCCCGCUGCAGUAGGGCAGGGCUUGGCCGUGCCCCUACCUCCCUUCCCCCGUUUCGGAGGCUCCGGGCACCCUCGCUGGGGCGCGGGACCGCGUGGUCCAUGCCCGACCCCCCGCCCCGUGCCGUCCAGCUGCGGGGCGGGGGGCGGUUUUGGGGCGGGUUCCUGCAUCUCCCGCCCGGCAAACGCCCGGGCAUGGCAGGAUUUCUCCGAGCAUCUCGGCAUGUCUUCCCAGCACACCUGUCUUCAGAAACAGCUUCAUAACUAUGUAAUUUAAAACUUGAAGUGUGAAAGUGAGCCGGUUCUGCAAAUAAAGUCAAAGAAGUUGGGAGCAGAAAAAAAGCAAGAUGAACGCAUCUGGAGGAAGCUGUGGGAGCCCUAGUUCUGCAGAACCUACAGGAGAUCUCUUCAAGGACUUGUGGUCCAAACUGAAAGAAUGUCAUGAUAAAGAAGUACAAGGCCUACAACUGAAAAUAUCUAAGCUGAAAAAGGAAAGAUGCUUGGAUGCAGAGAGGCUUGAAGAGUUUUAUACCAAGAACCAACAACUCAGAGAACAGCAAAAAGCGCUUCAUGACACUAUCAAAGUUUUAGAAGACAGAUUAAGAGCAGGAUUAUGUGAUCGCUGUGCUGUAACUGAAGAACAUAUGAGAAAGAAGCAGCAAGAGUUUGAAAAUAUCCGGCAGCAGAAUCUGAAACUUAUCACUGAGCUUAUGAACGAAAAAAACAACUUACAGGAUGAAAAUAAAAAGAUAACUGAACAGUUCCAGCAAUUACAGAAGGAGUUGGAGGAGCAAAAGCCACAAGCAGUGGAGUUAGAUGAAGGACUCAUUCCAGAUUCUCCAGUUCUGACUACUUCAUUUUCUGUGGUUAAUCGUAUGAAAAGAAAAAAAGAAAAUAGGCAUAUCCGAUACACAGAACACAGACACCCAGAUUUGGAACUUGGAGGCAGCAACAGUGAGUUUGGAAAAAUUCCACUGUAUUCCACACAAGUCAACAGUCACCAUGGAGAAGAAAUACUAGUGGCAGACACCUGUGAUCAACAACUAUCCCCUAUACCAAAUAAGCCAAGGAUGGGAGGCUAUCCUGUUCCAAAGCCAUCUUUUAACUUGGCUGCAGUUGUGGCAGAAACAAUUGGACUUGCUGUUCAAGAGGGGUCGGAGUCCCAGAGUGUACUGAGUCCUCCCCACAUUAAUACUGUUAUGAGCCAGGCCCCAGAGAACACGCAGUCUGAAGACUCAAGAAAACAUCCAGCUUCUGAAUCAAGAAAUGAUGACAACAAUUUAGGUCUUUCAGAUCCAGCUCAGAACACUCCACCACAUGUUAACUGGGAUUCUCAGGUAGCCUCUCCUGUUUUUGGAGCUUCUAGCAGUAUGAAGAACAACUCAAGUACAAGUCAUACCUCUUGUAUUUUAGAUUCAGGAUUGAAGCCUAAUCUGAAAACCAACCUCUUCAACAAUCCUUCCAGUUCCAAAUCUCAUAAAAGUAGAUCAAAAUCUGAAGAUGUUGCUUUUGUUGCACCACUGAAUCUUGGAGCUGAAAUGAACUCUGUUAUCAGCCAGGCCAAUAGGCACAUGGUUGUGAAAAAGAAUACUAAUGAGGCUGUAACCUGUGCUGGAAACACAUGUGCAGCUAAAAAUGAGGUGAUCAAGAGUGAUUUCCUUCUGGUACACCAGAGGCAGCUAGAAAGUAGGUGUGCUAAGAGAAAGAAAGCUGAAGAUGAGCAUGCACUGAGCUGUGAAAAAACAUCCUUCAACAAAGAGAACUCUGUGCCCUUUCGAUUAGACAUUCAGCAUAUUAAUGGGGAACAUACAGUUGAUAAGCCCUUGGAUCUGUCUGAUCGCUUCUCUGGAGUUCGUUCUCAAGAGAAAAAACAAGGAAGUGAGGAGACCUGUAAAAACAGACUGAAACAGGUGACUCUGCAUGACAUUUUUUUACAGCUAGGGAAGCCCAUUCCUGAAGGUUCAUCAUCCAUUCGAAAUGCCAACGAGAGUUGUUUGUUUGGUGGAGAUUUACAAGAGGAAUCCUAUGUACAAGAAGCAGUGCUGGGAAAAACAUUCCCAGAUAAGAAAAAACAAAUCCAAAUGAAAGAAGAAGUUCCUGCCUUCGAAACCGUGCCACUGCCAAGUUCUGCAGAGACAGAGCAGCUUUUUGAUGACGUGAAGGUUGCCAGUGGCCAUGUGCCAAAUAGAAAGAAAACAAGAACAGGACAUGGAGAGUCUGAACCAGCAUCUGUACUUCAACCAAACCCUUGUAGACUAUCAAGAAAUAAAGCACUGCAAAAUGAGCAAGACCUGAAAGAUAAGCCUUUAGAAAACCUACAGUGGAGCAUAGAUCCAGGAGCUGACCUUUCACAGUACAAAAUGGAUAUUACUGUGAUUGAUACAAAGGGUGGCUCUCAGUCAAGAGUCGAAGGGGAAGUGGUUGAUAUGGAUUACACGUAUGUCAGUGAAAGUGUGCUAUCAAAAAUGAAAAAUCAAGAGCAAAACCAGGAAGGCAGUCCAAGAGGAGAAAAAAACAUGAAUGAUACAAUAACAGAAAUGUUUGAUCGGACAUCCCAUGAAGAAUAUGAAUCCUGCCUCCCAGAAGAUAGUCCUUCUGGAUGUGAUGAAAAAGAAACUCUCCAUGACGAAGAGCAGGAUGAGGGAAUAACAGCAACAAACAAGAAACUAAAGAAACACGAGGAUAAACAAGAUAAAACCAAGCAGAAAGCUUUUGUGGAGCCAUAUUUCAAAAGUGAUGAAAGAAAGAAUACUGUUUUAGAUUUUCCUCAUAUUGAGGUUAUUCGAAAGAAAGAAGAAAGAAGAAAAUUGCUUGGCCAUACUUGUAAGGAAUGUGAAAUAUAUUAUGCCGACAUUCCAGAAGAAGAGAGAGAAAAGAAACUAGCUUCCUGUUCGAGACACAGAUUUCGCUACAUUCCUCCAAAUACUCCUGAAAAUUUCUGGGAGGUUGGAUUUCCUUCCACUCAAACUUGUGUGGAAAGAGGAUAUAUUAAAGAAGAUCUCGCUCCCUGUCAACGUCCAAAAAGACGGCAACCAUAUGCUGUAAUGUUCUCACCAAAAGCCAAAGAGCAGAAGACAUAAAGGGUGGGGAAGUAAGGCACAUCAACUUGAAGAGAUCUUUCCUGUCCUUAGAUAUUUAUAGUUAAUAUAAACUUGAAAUAAAGAAACUGUGUUUUCCACGAUGAUAGAUAAAUCAUUAAAUAUGUAAAUUUUAUAAAACUUGUUUGAAAAUCUGAUAUACAAGGAAACAAAACUAUUUUUGUUUCACAUUUUGUUAAUACAUUUUGUAUUAAUUUUUGCACCUGUCCGACAAUGAGUCUCCCAUUUUUUUCUUUGAAGUCAACACCUAAAAUUCCAGCAAAUCCUGGACUUUGUGUCAGUGAGUCAUAGCUCUGAAGUCACUGAAAUCAGUCAUUCUUGCAAGGUCUAAAUGCCUGUCAAUGGGAACCAAAAUGCAGAUUUUGUAGGAUGUUUUUAUUUUGCACUGGAUUUUUUUUAUAUAUUCUUUCUCUUUUGGCAAAAAUGGUUAUAUCUACUUUGUAAUAAAGCUGUAUUAAAUAUGAAAGGUAUCUACUGUUAAUAGUUUGGAGGUAUAAAACCCAUUUAGUCUAAGUGUCUUUCUUAAAUUUUUGUAUUAAAUGUAUAGCACCACAUUUUUCUCAAGAUUUAAGUUAGAAUAUUCAACAUUUUUUUCGCUAAUUUAGAUUUAUUUGUAUAUCUGUGUCUCCUUAAUAAGGAGGUAAGCAUUGUUAUUUCUGAAUUUGGAAGACAGCUGUGCUCAGGAGUUCUAGGUGAGAGCCACUGCUGUCCACUAGAUUAUGAAGGAUUCUCCAGAGGUGUUUUACAUUAAUUCCUCGUUGCAGGGGAUAUAGUUUCAUACUUGUGUUUGGACAGUAGAAGCAUACAUUAUCACAGAGGCAGAGUAAUGCUUUUUCAUAUAGGCAGGCUAAAGAUCAGUAUAAGAUGCUUAAGUAUAAAAUAGCAUUCUAGAAUAGAAGGCAGUGUUCAGACAGUGGACAAUCAGAAUUGGGUUCAAGCAGUGAGAUUGCUCUUUAAAAAGAGAUCAUAAAGCAAGCUACUGUUUAAAAGCCUUAAACCAAAGUAAAAGAACAAAGUACAGAUAUUUUAUUUAUAUGGAGAGAGUAAAAAAGAAGUGUUUGUACUUUCUAUUUUUGUUUUUUAUAUAUAUGUUUGUGUGUGUGCGUGUAUAAAAGGUAUGCAUUUAAAAACUUGGUGGAAAGGACCAAUUAAUUCCAGGCAUAGUUAUUUAGGAGUGUCAGUAGGCUCUGCUGGGGGAGAGGUUAUGACAUUCUCCGAAAAAGAAAAGUAAAAAGAAAAUUGAUUAUUUUAACUGUAACAGUAAGUAACAAAAUCCUCUUAGGCUGAAAUCACAGGCCUUGCAGAAAAAUAGAAGAUGAUGUGUCACUAGGCACUGUCCCCAUCCUACCUGCUGAGCUGAUUGAUUUGUUGUAGCAUUUCACAGGGAUAUAUCCUAAGGAGUAGUGAAAGCAUACAGCCAAAUAACAAUGAAAAUCUUUAGUAAUUUGCAUAUAUAUUAACACAUGCUGACAAUAAAUCGCUGCAUACUGUAAAAGUUCAAAGAAUCCAUGCCAAGGUAAGUAGUUUCCUGAAAAUUAGAAAAUAUCAAAGAAAAUUAACAGGUGCUGCCGAAAAGGUGGAAUUCUUGCAGUUAUCUUGAAAAUUGUUUUAAAACAACUAUUACAUGCUCCAAAUAAAUAUGUAUCAAUGAAAAAAGUUUUGACAAAGAAAAGGUGGUAGGAGGCUGCUUUUACUUAGGAAGAGCCUUUACAAAGUAGAAGUUACAUCCACAAAAAGAAAAGCAGAGGCACGUUGUCACUCAUGAAAUGUAAAAUUUGCUCUAAAGCAGGCUAUAUGAAAAAGUUUAUCUUAAAGAAUUAAUGAUAAAUCCUACUUUUAAGAACUAUCAGAGUAAACUUCACAGUAAGUUGGCAGAGUAAAUGACCAAACUAUAAUGGGAACAUUUAAAGGUAAGGUGGAAAAAGCUGGGAUUUUUUGCACUGAUGUUCAUUUUCGAAAUGCUAAAGAACCUUCCUUUGCAGGGAGGGUGGAAAAUGCAGAAAAUGUCAAGAAAAUGUGCCAGCAAGCUAGUUGGACUGGGGGCUGCUUCCCUGGAUUCGAAAAUGAGAAGAAACUGCCAGCUCCCGACUGUAGCAUGGAUCUUGUCAUUUAGAGCAGUUUUGAUGGUCAGGGAGUACAAAGUGACAAUUCUGCCAUCAGGUUUUUAAAAGUCUUCAAGGUUAGUGGAGAUGCAGCCUGAUCGGUUUUAUGGAGUAUUGGAAACAGUGGGAUAAUUGGUAAAAGCAUAGUGUACAAGAUUUGCAGACCUCUGGAUAAAUACAAUGUGUGAAGAAUCGAUGCUUUUUAAAGGCAAGUUAUCCUGUUUGUCUCUAGAAAGAAAGUGUGGUACAGCUGACAACUCAUAGUAGAACCAACCUGUCAUAAUAUAAACAUAGAUUUGGUCAUAGAUUAUGCCUGCUUAAAGGUAUCUCUAAUCACCACAUCAGAAGAGAAUUACUGUGGGAUUCUCCUAAGGCCUGUUACAUUCAGCCCAUUUAUAAGUGUUUUGAGAAAGGGUGGAGGGCAAAGUAGAAAGUUGAUUAAAUUAUUAACUGUGCAGGUAGAACUAGAAUAUAGAACAGGACGGAAUCUGCAGAGCUGAAGGUAAGAUUUAGUCUGAAAAGGAGACGCAGGAGAAGGGGUACGAUAGAUGCCAAUUAAGUCAUGAAGUGUGGAAACUAAAUAGGAGGUGUUGCUCACUAAGGGGCAGCAGGCAGCAGGUUUAGUUACAAGCAGAAAGGAGCAUCUUCCUACCUAACAUAACUGAACCGUGGAUUAUGCAAGGAACUGCUGCAGGAUGUUACGGACACAAAAAGCUUGUGCAGGCUAAAAAGAAUAUAAAGUAGAAGUCAUUUAAGAUGAGUUAAAUAUAGUAACACUGCCCCAGGAGUUUUUUUCAAUUAGCCUACAGGAGGCUAAGUUCUUGGUAUGUAAGAGCUAAGAAUGUACUACAAUUGAGUAUUUUAGUAAUACACACUUCUUUUCUUUGAAUGGCAGUUAGUGUCGGUGAGGAUAGUACUGCUCCACUAGAGGACAGCAGGGAACUGGUUUUGUGUGUAAAACACUGUAAGAAGUGCCCUUUAUUACUCUUUAGUUAGCCAUUUUUUUAAGACUUGAUUUACCUUUAAAAAUUUAGAUUUCUUGUCUAAUUCAUCCAACGCCAGAAAAAAUAUUUCACUUUUGAAAACCAAACUUAAGCUUGACAAGUAAGAGAUCAAUUUAAAAAAAAAAAAAAUCUAAAAACCAGAACAGAAAGAGAACAGCUGAGAUAGGAAUUUCUCUUACCAUAGCCUAAAGAAAUGCCAGAAGCCUGAGCAGCUUUUAUGUAAUUUAUGGGUAUAAACUGGAGAGGGGCAGAUUUAAGCUACACAUUAGGAAGAAUUUCUUCACUAUGAAACAGGUGAGGCACUGGCACAGGUUGCCCAGGGAAGCUGU
Cuculus canorus (common cuckoo) is the source of this 6589-nucleotide messenger RNA. RefSeq names its product RB binding protein 8, endonuclease (gene RBBP8). Gene Ontology annotation, molecular function: damaged DNA binding; Y-form DNA binding; flap-structured DNA binding. NCBI's taxonomy places the organism in Eukaryota, Metazoa, Chordata, Aves, Cuculiformes, Cuculidae. Gene Ontology annotation, cellular component: site of double-strand break. The record is from RefSeq and is a predicted model, not a curated record. Gene Ontology annotation, biological process: DNA double-strand break processing involved in repair via single-strand annealing; double-strand break repair via homologous recombination. The coding region runs from base 404 to 3136 and encodes 910 amino acids. The transcript is spliced from 19 exons.